This is a messenger RNA of Paramormyrops kingsleyae, 4452 nucleotides long. RefSeq names its product integrin beta-3. Gene Ontology annotation, molecular function: fibrinogen binding; integrin binding; fibronectin binding. The record is from RefSeq and is a predicted model, not a curated record. NCBI's taxonomy places the organism in Eukaryota, Metazoa, Chordata, Actinopteri, Osteoglossiformes, Mormyridae. Gene Ontology annotation, cellular component: cell surface; synapse; focal adhesion. Gene Ontology annotation, biological process: cell adhesion mediated by integrin; cell migration; integrin-mediated signaling pathway.
GGUCCCUCCCUUCUGGUCAACUCAACUUUCCGCUGGGAAAUUUGGUUGUUUGCUGUUCAGUGAUUCCAAUGUAGAAGCAGUCAUUUGGAGUGACAGGGAACGGGAGACUGUCCUGAUUAACGGCUUGGCACUGGGCAGAGGGAACUCUGACAUACCGUAUCGCUUUCACUAUGAACUCUUUGACGCAUCAGCUCAGCUUUUGUAUAACUUAUCUGAUUUUGUUUGCUUCAUCGCCUGGUUUCGGCUCCAAUAUCUGCACAUCUCGAGGGGUCAGCACCUGUAAGCAGUGCUUGGCUGUCCAUGCCAGCUGCGCCUGGUGCUUCCAGGAGGACUUUGGACAGGGCACCGCGAGCUUGUCCCGCUGUGAUCGCAGGGAGAACCUGGUGGCGGCAGGGUGCAGGGCAAACGCCCUGGAAUUCCCGUCCAGCCGGCUGCAGGUGAAUGAGGACCUGCCCCUGAGCGACAGAGCCUCCACAGCAGCUGCUGAUGUCACACAAAUUCGGCCUCAGAAGUUACAGAUCACCCUGCGUCCAGGUGACUCGCAGCAUUUCACUGUGAAGGUCCGACAGGUAGAGGACUACCCUGUGGACCUCUACUACUUGAUGGACCUUUCCUAUUCCAUGAAGGAUGACCUUGCCCGCUUGCGCUCACUGGGCAAUGACUUGGCUCUAGCCAUGGGCCACACCACCAGCAACCUACGCAUGGGAUUCGGGGCCUUUGUUGACAAGCCCAUGUCCCCCUACAUGUACAUCUCCCCCAAGGAGGCCGUGGAGAACCCCUGCCUCAGCAUUCAUACGACCUGCCUGCCUCAGUUCGGCUACAAGCACGUGCUGUCACUAACGGAGCAAGUAAGCCGCUUCACGGAGGAGGUGAAGAAACAGCGUGUGUCCCGCAACAGGGACGCCCCCGAAGGCGGCUUUGAUGCCAUCAUCCAGGCCGCCGUCUGCAAGGAGAAGAUUGGCUGGCGUCAGGGUGCCUCCCACUUAUUGGUGUUCACCACGGAUGCCAAAACCCACGUGGCGCUGGACGGCCGCCUGGCAGGAAUUGUGCAGCCUAAUGACGGGCGCUGUCACAUGGGCAACGACAACAACUACAACAUGUCGACCACGCUUGAUUACCCCUCCUUGGCCUUGAUAACCGAGAAGAUGUCAGAGAACAACAUCAACCUGAUAUUUGCUGUGACCAACCACGUGGUGCCCCUUUACCAGAACUACAGCGAGCUGAUUCCAGGAACCACUGUGGGCACGCUGUCGGACGACUCGGGGAACGUGAUCCAGCUGAUCCUGGAUGCGUACGCGAAAAUUCGCUCAAAGGUGGAGCUGGAGCUGCUGGACGUGCCGGAGGAGCUGUCCCUGUCCUUUAACGCCACCUGCCUGAACGGGGAGGUCAUCCCGGGGAUCAGGUCCUGCUCUGGCCUCAAGAUCGGAGACACCGUGUCGUUCAGUGUGGAGGCCCGCGCUCGUAGCUGUCCCACGGACAUGCGCAAGACCUUCACCAUAAAGCCGGUGGGCUUCAAGGACGCACUGCAGAUCACCGUGGACUUCGAGUGCGACUGCAAGUGCCAAGCGCAAGCACAAGAAUCCAGCCCGGCGUGCAACCAAGGCAAUGGCACCUACCAGUGUGGCAUCUGUCUGUGCCACCCGGGGAGGCUGGGCCCGCGCUGUGAGUGUGCGGAGGGUGACUACAGCCCCGCAGAGCAGGACCACUGCAACGCCAGCCCCAGUGCGCCUGUCUGCAGCAGCCGCGGUGACUGCGUCUGCGGCCAGUGCGUCUGCCACAGCAGUGACUUUGGCAGGGUGUGGGGCAAGCUCUGCGAGUGUGACGACUUCAACUGUCUGCGCUACAAGGGCGAGCUCUGCUCAGGUCACGGCAAGUGUUCCUGUGGCUUCUGCCAGUGUGAUGCCGACUGGAAAGGUGAGAACUGCAACUGCUCCACACGCACAGACACCUGCAUGUCCAGCUUGGGCCUCCUGUGCAGUGGCCGUGGCCAGUGUCUCUGCGGCAGCUGCGACUGCACCCAACCAGGUGCCUACGGAGCCACCUGCGACAAAUGCCCCACCUGCCCCGAUGCCUGUACCCUCAAAAAGGAAUGUGUGGAGUGCAAGCACUUCAAAAGAGGGAAGCUCUUAGAUGAGGGCACCUGUGGUCGGAUCUGUCGGGAUGAGAUCGAGCUGGUGGAGGAUUUAGUUUUCCAUGACAAAAAUGCUGUGAACUGCACAUAUAAAGAUGAGAACGACUGUGUAGAGCGGUUCCAGUACUACGAGGAUGCCAGCGGAAAGUCCAUCUUGUUUGUGGUCAAGGAGCCAGACUGCCCUAAGGGGCCCGACAUCCUGGUGGUGCUGCUGUCCGUGGCGGGGGCUAUCCUCUUCCUGGGCCUGGCGGCACUGCUCGUUUGGAAGCUGCUGGUCACCAUCCACGACCGGCGCGAGUUUGCUAAGUUUGAGGAGGAGCGGAGCCGCGCCAAGUGGGAUGCGGGUAACAAUCCACUCUACAAAGGAGCCACCUCUACCUUCACUAAUGUGACCUACCGUGGCAAAGACUGACACUGACACUGGUCCGGAGCAAAAAUGUUCCAGCAAAACUCAGGGGUCAAAAAGGUGAAGGUUUCAGGAUGGGGAGACUUAUACUGUUUUUGAGCUUCUUUUAUUCUGCUGUGUUUUGUGUGCAGACUCUACCGUCGCAGGACAGAAUAACUUAAUAUUUUCAGCAAUUGUAAAUAUGUAUGAUAAUUUAAAGAGCAGAAUUAUAUUAGGACUAGUGACACGUGAAUUACAGGCUCACUACUGGCCACACCCCUCUAUCUUUUCCAUUUUUUCAAACAGCAACAUUCAACCUGGUGAUGAACUAUGGGAAAGAAUCUCAUGUUCACCCUUUGCUGUAGGAUUCUGUCGUAACAAGCAUAAGGGCAGACAGUUAUUUUAGAAAAGGAAAAUCCCUCCAUCACUAACGUCCAGUUUCACAAAUUAAUGCAGAACAUAUAUCCCCUACACACAUCACAAAACAUAGAAAACAUAGUUUCAUUCUUACUUGUACAUUUAUACGUUUCGAGAUGUAGGUAUGUACAAUUUAGGCCAUGAAUCCAGAGAAACUGUGUUUGCCGGUCACUGAUUGAAAGUCAAGAGUCUUCAAUCUUAAUAAGAUAUCGAUCAGCGUCAAAUAUUUGAAUAGUUUGGAAAUAAAAAUAAAUUAACCCAGAAAGGAAAUUUUUUAACUUAUCAAUGAUAAAUUACUUGUUUAACAAGUCAUACCAUGUCACACUACAAUGUUGGGCGUGAACAUCUACAAACACCUUAAGAAAUUAAACAGACGGAUUGAGAUGUUUCAUAACUACAGCCCCAGAAAAAAUUAAGAGACCACAGCACAAUUUCUUGGUUUCACUCAUUUCUCAAUGUAUGGGUGUGCAUCUGAGAAUAAUAUAUUUUUUUUUGCAAACUGGUUCUUCCCUGUUUCUCAUUAAUGAAGGGCUUCUUCCUUGCUUCGUGGGUUUUUGGUCCUGCUUCUAGGAGCCUGAUACACACUGUCUUAGCAGUGCACUUCAGACCUGCACUUAACGUUUCCCAUUCCUGCUGAAGGUGAUUUGAUGUCAUCCUUCCAUUCGUCAGAAACCGUCAGAUAAGUUGACAGUCAUCUCUGGCAUUUGAAUGUUGCUUCCGCCCUUGACUUGGCUGGUUUCUGGUCGUUCCCAGUGUCUCCUGCUUCACCUUAUUCUUGUGUACUGCUGUCUUAGAAAUGUUGAACCUGGAAGCAACCUGCUGCUCAGCACAGCCUCCUGCCAGCAGAACCAGGAUUACCCGGGAUUUUAAAAAGCAGAUUUAAAAAAAAUAUAGAGUGGUCUCUUCAUUUUUUCUGCAGCUAUGUAUAUUUUUUGAGUGUGUGCACGCAUACAUACAGACUACUACGAAGGAUUUUCAACAAAUGUAAAUUUGUUGAUUCUCCUAUCCUGAAGACACAUAGUUCUUCCAGGAAUUAUCUUUACUGGUAAUCUGUUAUAUUUUCAGGGACAAGACUGUGCCACUUUAAUUACAAUAAAGGCAUUACAGCCAAGGUGUUUAAUUUUAUUUAAGCAUUUAAUAUUACUGAUCUCCAAGAACAUCAGAGAGAGUACCCAUUGAGAAUUUAUUUUAAAAUAACUAAUGCAAUAUUGAUUUUUUAAUUAUUUGUCUUGUGUUGCCUUUGUGGUUUUGGCUUAAUUAGGCACAAAAUCCUGCAAAUAUCCCCGGCAUCUUUCCUGCCCUGUUUUUGCCUUCUGUAAAGCGAUUGGAUCUUAGGGAAUAGGCAUAAAUGCAAUUUUUUUUAUUUAUUUCUGAUUUUAAUUACUUCAUACUGAGCAAAAUACUGUAAAUCUGAAGACUGUUGCGAGGGCUGAGAAGUAUUAUUUUCUGCUUUCUGGCUGUUUACAUUCAUGUUACCCCCACAGAGACAUCUGAAAUAAAAUGGUUGGAAUUAAAGUAA